UUUCUGCUUGAUGUGUUCCCAGAAUUUUCCUCUAUCAUCAAUCGGCGUUUUUUCAAUAGGUGUUUCUGAUGUGAAGAUGCGGGGGCUGUUACACAUUCUACGAUUUUUGGUUUGAAAGUAGGUUUUGUAUGUAUUCCUAAGUAACGGAAUUCGCAGAACCGGGAUAAUGAUUAUCACGAAGUAUUUGAUAUUGGAACGUUUACAUGGAUUAAUGUUAGAAAAGACUUCUAAGUGUUAUAACGUAUGAAAGAAGAAGCAAUUGCUGUUAUGGUGUAAUUGUGAUGUAAGAAAGGUUAAUUUAUAGUAAUAAGAUACUAAUAUCAGUGCAUAAAUAAUUAGUGAUUUCAUAAAAGAAGAAUUACGUUACGAGUGUUUUACCAUUGGUAUUCACCUAGCUGUUACAAUAAUGUGAGUUAUUUUAGGCAAAGCAGUUAGAAAAGAUAUAACAAAACUUAAGUGUUAUAGAACUAUUAUCUCUCACACAAUGAGCUCUGGUGCAGCGGGGACUCUUGGUGGUGAAAAUUCGGUCGGUGGAGGAUCAACACUAAAACCUUAUCUUAAAAGAAAGAAAUCUUCUCUAGGGGAAACUAAAAUAGCCGUGCUCGGGGCAGAAGGUGUGGGGAAAAGCGCACUGUCAGUUCGUUUUAUCACCAAACGAUUCAUAGGAGAGUAUGACCAGUCGACAGAAAAUAAGUAUAAAUAUAGAACAGUUGUGGAUGGAGAGGAGAUGGCCUUUGAAGUCCUUGAUACACGAUCAUUGAAUGAAGAUUGUGGGGCAAGAGAGGAUGUUUUACGCUGGGCGGAUGGAUAUGUACUGGUUUAUUCAAUGAUUUGUCGGAAGUCCUAUUUGAUGUUACAAGAAGUACAAAAGAAGGUUGAAGAAUUUCGAAAAGGAACUAGUAUACCAAUCGUUGUUAUUGGAAACAAAGCGGACCUAGCUCAUAUGCGUCAGGUUACACAUGAAGAAGGUCAAACGUUUGCUGAAUCACUGGGUUGUCCGUUUCUGGAGGUAUCAGCGUCUGAAGACGUCACGAAUGUAACGGAAGCGUUCCAUUCUCUCUGCCGAGAGAUUGUAGAUUUUAAACGAAGGUCAAGGACAUUUUUUGAACGGGUGUUUGGUGCAUUUGGAAAAGAAAAAGUUACCUCUUGAUCAAAAAUUUGAUCUGUUAUAUGGCAAACUCAUCAACGGACGUUAGAUGGUGAUACAAUAUGCUUUCUUUUCAAGAGUCAGAUUGUUAGAUAUGAAAUCAUCUAUCUUUCAAGUUUUUUGCAUUGUAAACAAUUAGAAAAAUGUAAAGUUAAAAUUUUCCUUUGUGAUUUUACAAAACUUUUGGUGACAACUGAUGGCAAAGUUGUUUUAUAAAAAUGUCUUGUCAGGAAAAUACGAUGGCGUAAUUGUAAGGUAAUAGACCGUAUUUGAAAUAGAAAUGGAAAGUGAAUUCAGGUGUUGAAAAUAUAAAUGUAUUUAAACGGAUGUUAUUUUUUUUCUCGUAAGUUGAUAAUUAGAAUUAGCUAAACACAAUGUUUAAGAAUAUUACCAUAAACAUGACAAAACUUGACAACUAAAUAAUCGUACAAAGCAAGUAUGUCAGAAAGUUUCAUUAGUUUCUUUCAAAUUACAUAAGUAUGUGUUUUAAACAAAUUUGUUUUAGAAAUGAAACCUAGUAAUAUCUUUGUAACCUUGCAAAGAUAUAUUAUUUGUUAAGCAUUAUUAAUGAUGUUUGAUGUUUGGUGUUAUGAUGUUCUCUGUUAUGUAAUGUCCAAAUUAAAAAUUGUUGAAAAACUACUUUUUUAUUU
This is a messenger RNA of Ruditapes philippinarum (Manila clam), 1797 nucleotides long. Its product is annotated as ras-related and estrogen-regulated growth inhibitor-like. The record is from RefSeq and is a predicted model, not a curated record. The coding region runs from base 485 to 1150 and encodes 221 amino acids. NCBI's taxonomy places the organism in Eukaryota, Metazoa, Mollusca, Bivalvia, Venerida, Veneridae. Gene Ontology annotation, molecular function: GTPase activity; GTP binding. The transcript has 4 exons.